AUCGAGGACUGAUGGCAGAUUGCAGUUAAUUGAAAAAGAUAUCGAGCACAUGGCGAAAGAGGAACUCCAAAAACAGCUGAUGGAGCAAAUGGAGCUUAGGAAGAAAAUGGAACGGGAGUUUCAAAACCUGAAAGAUAAUUUUCAGGACCAGAUGAAGAGGGAGCUAUCUUAUCGAGAGGAGAUGGUGCAGCAGCUGCAAAUAGUCAGAGCUCACGACGCUCUACACCACUUCUCCUGCAAGAUGCUCACUCCACGCCACUGCACAGGGACGUGCACAUUUAAACCGCCUCUACUGCCACCUUAAUCUGAAUCCCCACACUGGAGGACUACAAUGGAUUCUACACACAUGAAAACCAAAAGACCUCUUCAAUACAUGUUAAAAGCACUGAACUUUCCAAGGACUGAAAAUGUGCGACCUUCUCAAAAGAUCUAAUGGCAUCUCUUGAGUUCUGCUAAAAACAGACCUGAAAUGGACAUGGAUGUUUCUUCUCUGAAUCGAGCAAGCCAGCAGAACAAUGAGAUGAGAGUGGAAUUGUUCUAAAUAUAUGUACAAUAGAAUACUAAUAUGAACUCGUUCAAAGCUUUUCUCUUUUUUUUUUCUUCCUUAAAAAGCCACGAAUACAUAAAGUGGCACUGUGCAAUGAAUUGUGAAAUCUCACAGCAUUCUUAAAUGGUCACUACUUGUGUGUUUUUAUGUUGUAUUUAUUCCAAAUUGAUUCACUGAUGUGUUCUCCCAAAUGGAUUGUAUCUGUAUAAGCACUUUAAAUGAGAAAUGAUAAAGACCUACCUGUUCCAAAUUGAAUCUACCUUAAAUUAAAGAUGUUUACCAUGUUUGUGUAUACAGAAUAAAUCUGACCACGCAUUUAGUCCACCUUUCCCAGACACAUAGCUCAGA
This is a messenger RNA of Ictalurus furcatus (blue catfish), 895 nucleotides long. Its product is annotated as SKI family transcriptional corepressor 1 homolog-B-like. Gene Ontology annotation, biological process: negative regulation of BMP signaling pathway; negative regulation of transcription by RNA polymerase II. The transcript is spliced from 4 exons. Lineage: Eukaryota; Metazoa; Chordata; Actinopteri; Siluriformes; Ictaluridae. Gene Ontology annotation, cellular component: nucleus; transcription regulator complex. Gene Ontology annotation, molecular function: DNA-binding transcription factor activity, RNA polymerase II-specific; RNA polymerase II cis-regulatory region sequence-specific DNA binding; SMAD binding. The coding region runs from base 50 to 304 and encodes 84 amino acids. The record is from RefSeq and is a predicted model, not a curated record.